AAUUUGCUAUUUGGUGCAUGACAAACGUUCAGGAAGGAUUUUUCAAAAGCGCAGGUCUCCAAAUGCAUGAAUACAAGCCACGCCGAUAACAUCUUAUCCACCUUCUCGGUCAGAACUAGAGUCAGCGGCUAAUAGGAUUUUACUUUUGUGAAUGAGCAUGGCUUCCAGCGUCAAUCAUGAGUUUGUUAUUCAUGUACGAACUGGGGACGUCCAAGGAGCAGGUACAGAUGCAAAUGUGUCUGUUAUACUUCACGAUGAGCAAGGAUCAUCAACAGACAAAUUCAGUCUUGACUAUUUCUUCAGGAAUGACUUUGAAAAAGGAAAUCUAGAUGUGUUCCAGUUGCCAAAGGAUAAGGCUGCAUUCUUAAACAAACUUAGCAAGCUUGAAAUAUUCCGUGACGACUCGGGCUUUGGAAGUUCCUGGUACGUUGAAAGGAUCACAGUGGAGAACAAGUCUAACGGAGACGUGUACAUCUUCCCCGUGUUCAGGUGGCUGCGACCUCACUACCACUACGUGUUCCGGGAAAAUGACACCUUCCUUCCACAGGAUGAUGCCCAACAGGAGCAGAGGAGGCUGGACUUGGAGGACAAGCGCAGAAUUUACGUAGUGGACACCAGCGAUGUAACUCUCCCGGCCUCGAUCAAGGAAUUACCUGCUGAUGAGCUGUUUUCAAGGCAAUACCGGUGGGAUAUACAGAAGUUGAAAAUGAAUCUCAUAGUUCAGAGCCGCAUCACGAUGUUCACAACAGGCAGGUGGAACAGUCUUGAUGACAUUAGCAACGUGUACGUCAGGGAAAUAUUCAACCAACCAUGGACUAGCCAUUCCUGGAGAGACGACUCGUUCUUCGGCUAUCAGAGGCUCAACGGGGUUUGCCCUGCACUUAUUCAACUGUGUUCUCAUAUUCCACAAAAACUGGCUGUCACACAAGCAGACCUCGAGCCAGUCCUGGAAGGGAAAUCCGUUGAAGAAGCGUUGUCCGAUAAAAGACUCUUCGUUUGUGAUCUGAAAAUUCUCCACAACUUCAAAUGCAAAAGUGAAAACUAUGUGGUAUGCGCCCCCAUUGUUCUCUUGUACAGGGACAACCAAGAUCGACUCCUCCCAGUUGCCAUACAGUUGUUCCAGGAGCCUGGACCUAACAACCCGGUGUUUUUACCAUCUGACGACCCGAAAACGUGGCUUCUGGUGAAGAUGUGGUAUAACCAGGCAGAGGCCACCUACCACCAGUCGCUCACCCAUCUUGGAUAUACCCAUCUGUUGAUGGAAGGAGUCACUUUGGCCCUCCAUAGACAUGUAUCCAUCUCCCACCCAAUCUUCAAGCUCCUGGCACCGCAUCUCCUGUAUAUUUUCCCCAUCAACAAGUUUGCCGUGGAGAGGUUACUAUCUGUUGAUGGAUGGAUCGACAGCACCAUGGCAGCCGGGAGGAACGGUGUGCUGGAAUUGAAUCGGAAAGGAAGAAAAGACUGGCGGAUGGACAUUCAGGGAACACUACCCGAAGACCUCCGAAGGAGAGGGGUGUCCGAGGAGAAUGUUCUUCCUGGGUACUACUACCGCGACGACUCUUUACUACUGUACAACGCAAUAAAAACGUACGUCACAAGUUACGUUGACCUAUAUUACGAUACACCCCAGCGUCUCGCUGACGACACAGAAAUGCAGGCCUGGGCCAGAGAAAUGGUUCAGAGACGGGAGAACGGCGGGAUGGACAUUCAGGGAAUACCUGGCAAUGGGAAGUUCCGGGACUUAGAUGACCUUAUCCUGACGUUGACGUCAUUCAUCUUUACCUGCAGCGUGCAGCACGCUGCCGUCAACUUCCCCCAGUACGACUACUACGGCUUCCCGCCAUUAUACGCUCUGACACUUGAAGGUCAACCUCCAUCAGACAAGACCCCUAGAACAGAAGCGGAUAUCCUCAAUGUGCUACCCGACAAGGAAAGGACCUUUGAUGCAAUGAUCGUCACCAAAAUACUCAGCCAGAAGGGAGUGAACAGUCUCGGUGACUUUGAAGUUCAAUAUGUGUUUGACCCUAAAGCAACGGAAAUUGUUGAAAAAUUCCGGAAAGACCUUGCGAGUAUUGGAACGUCAAUCAGUACCAGAAACAGGUCACUGGACAUGCCCUAUGAAUAUCUCCAUCCUGACUCCAUACCGAACUCUAUCAGUAUAUAGAGACAGAUCCCGAGACUAAAACAACCCAGUCGUAUAAGUCGCCGCAAUUCGCUGUACAGAGUUGCCUUCCUUGUGUGUGUCAGAAUCCUUGGAUCGUGGUUUUGCAUCACAGAUUCGCCGAUGGUGGGUCGUGAUUUGACAACACCAUACUCGUUCUCGUAGAUAUGCUUUAAUGCGGACUUCCUUCAUUAUUAAGCUCACAUGCCGUGAUGAAACUGAAAUACUGGUCAAAACUGCGUUGAAACAAACUCCCUCACACACUCUUUAAUAACGACAUAAUGCAAAUCGCUGACCCCCGAAUACAUCUGUACACUGUUUACAGUUGCACAACGGCAUUAACUUGGAACUUAUUCUAUCCAUGAAUCGUCAUUGUUAUUAAUAUUCUUGAUCAAUAAUAUGAUAUUGUCUUGGGCGCAGGUAGAGUAUGUAUGAAAUUCACAGAACAAAGCCACAACAGGAAUCAUUUUGAUAAGACACGACCGAACCUGGUACUGCAAAUCUGUAAAUCGAAGUUAAACAAUAAAUUAAAUGUAAAAUGCAGCGCAUGGAUAUAUAUAAUGCUAAAGUUGAUGUCUCUGCUAUACUCACGUUAUUGUGUCAAAAGAGUGGGGGUUUAUUUAAUGGUUUUCGUGUGUGUUAAAUGUGUGGUCGUUACAACAUCGAGAUACUGUCACCUUUAAACCUGCAUCAUCACAUCAGCCACAAUAGUGUUAUGUUGAAUUUCGAGUUUGUCAAACUAUUUCUUUGGACCUAGAUAUCGAGAUUGACACAGGUGUGCCACUGUAUGACAAGGCUGGAUAAUUUAUCGAAUUCACGUCAUAGAUUUCACAGGAACUGUUAUGACGUCAUAUGACAAUCAUACGUUCGUUCCUGAAACAGAUUAUACUAACUGAAAGAGAAUAAUUAAUUUCUUUACAUUUCGAUAGAGUGGACACAGCUUGUGGGUCUUGAAAGUGCGUUGACUUGUGCGACAAUCAUCGUUGAGAAAUCGGAAAUGUAAGCGCCUAUAAAAUCUUUAUUCAUUUAUAAAACUGCACUGUGUCUCUAUCUGUUCGUACGCCCAAACAACAAACUGCAUCGUAAAAACUGAAUCAUUGGUUUACGAUAACCAAAAUCCAAAGUGUGAAGUUUGAGAAUCGUGUAUAAUAGUUCCCCUACAACUAGGGUUUAGCUUGUCGCCUAAGAAAUCUCAGAUGGAAAUGAGCUAAAUAUGUGUACAGAAAUAUCAAUACACAAAGUAACUAUCCCGAGUCACUGGCGGGUUCAACACACAACUCUUAACCCUUAUUGUGCCUGGCCGUCAGCUGGCUUUGUAUAACGCUCAGUGUCGCACUGUGAUAACGUCGCGGUUUCAAAAACGUAUACAUGGUUAUCAAAGUGUUACAGCGUUCUAAUUUCUUCACACGGUGUAACCAAAUUGUAUCACAACCAACUCGAGUUGAUUGUCAUUCCAACAGUAUCUAAAGUCAACAAAUCCAAAAGAUGUAUGCAUUGCUUAGCCAUCGAUAAAUUGUAAUUUGUUUGUGUGUUUUUUCAUUGUUUUUUAUUCAGUUCAGUAUAUGAUGUUACAUUGUUAUACAUAGAGUAGCACGUUAUGUAGUAUACUUAUUAGGUGUAGGUUAAAUAGCUAUACAGAAGACAGCACAUUUUAGUUGGCUACAGGUGUCCAACAAUGUUCACAAAUGGUGAAACGGGCAGGCUACAUUUGCCAGGCUUGUUAACUAAGUGUGAAGCCUAAUCCUUACAGCACAUUAGUGAAAAUUGUUCAUGUUAAAGAUAGAGACAUUUUAACUAGUCAAUUUUAUGUCAAACUGUCUUAUUGUAUUGUUUUGUGUUCAAUUGAUUUCUCCAUCCGAAAUAAAUCGAUUAAGGUCUUCA
This is a messenger RNA of Haliotis rufescens (red abalone), 4042 nucleotides long. Its product is annotated as polyunsaturated fatty acid 5-lipoxygenase-like. The transcript has 16 exons. Gene Ontology annotation, biological process: lipoxygenase pathway; lipid oxidation; arachidonate metabolic process. Gene Ontology annotation, molecular function: metal ion binding; protein binding; oxidoreductase activity, acting on single donors with incorporation of molecular oxygen, incorporation of two atoms of oxygen. Lineage: Eukaryota; Metazoa; Mollusca; Gastropoda; Lepetellida; Haliotidae. Bases 152 to 2164 code for a protein of 670 amino acids. The record is from RefSeq and is a predicted model, not a curated record.